Messenger RNA from Suncus etruscus (white-toothed pygmy shrew), 4200 nucleotides. RefSeq names its product FKBP prolyl isomerase family member 15 (gene FKBP15). The record is from RefSeq and is a predicted model, not a curated record. Bases 97 to 3717 code for a protein of 1206 amino acids. NCBI's taxonomy places the organism in Eukaryota, Metazoa, Chordata, Mammalia, Eulipotyphla, Soricidae. Gene Ontology annotation, molecular function: peptidyl-prolyl cis-trans isomerase activity. The transcript has 28 exons. Gene Ontology annotation, cellular component: growth cone.
GUCGCGGCGCUUCACGACGUCGCCGGCCGGCCCCGAAGAACGCCCUGGAGGAGUCAGUCCGAAGUCCUUCCCGCGGCUGGGCGAAAGCUAAGCACGAUGUUCGGUGCGGGCGACGAGGAUGACACCGAUUUUCUCUCGCCCAGCGGCGGUGCCAGAUUGGCUUCUUUGUUUGGACUGGAUCAGGCACCUGCUGGCCAUGGAAAUGAAUUCUUCCAGUACACAGCCCCAAAGCAGCCUAAAAAAAGCCAGGGAAAAGCAACCACAGGAAACCAGGGGAUCCCGAAAGCUGCACCCUCCUCUACAGACGCCCUUACUUUGUUGAUAGCAACAGCAGUGCAUGCCUAUCAAUAUAAAAAUGAUCAGUAUGUGAAGCAGGGAAAGUUUGGUGCUGCAGUCCUGGGGAAUCAUGCAGCCAGAGAGUAUAAGAUUCUUCUUUAUAUCACUAAGCAACAGCCAGUUACCGUUGCAAGGAUUCAUCUGAACUUUGAACUUUUGGUUCAACCCAAGAACUAUAGCACCUUUUAUGAUGACCGGAGACAAAACUGGUCCAUCCUGUUUGAGUCAGAAGAGGCAGCUGUGGAGUUCAAUAAACAGGUGUGCAUUGCCAAAUGCAACAGCACAGCUUCCUUGGAUGCAGUGCUUUCACAGGAUCUUGUUGUCACUGAGGGCCCUGCUGUAGAAACUGGAGAUUCUUUGGAAGUGGCCUACACCAGCUGGCUCUUCCAGAAUCAUGUGCUCGGUCAGGUUAUUGACUCUUCUGCUAAUAAAGAUAAGCCACUUCGCCUGAAAUUAGGAUCAGGAAAAGUCAUUAAGGCCUGGGAGGAUGGAAUGCUGGGCAUGAAGAAAGGAGGAAAGCGCUUACUUAUUAUCCCUCCGUCCUGUGCUGUUGGCUCUGAAGGGGUGAUUGGAUGGACUUCAUCAACAGACUCAAUUCUGGUGUUUGAAGUGGAGGUUAGACGGGUGAAGUUGGCACGAGAGGCGGGCUCUGAUGGGCACAGUGUCGGGUCCCGGGACUCGGCAGCCCCUUCUCCAGUGCCUGUUGCUGACUGUGUCUCUGCUGCCUCUCUGGCCUCACUGCCCACAUCAUUGCCUUCCCAGCCUGGGGAGCCAGCUCUGCGAAGCAAAUCUAACUCCAUCGGUGAACAGCUUUCAGCUCAUGCAGGUCCCGAUACAAUCAAGGCCAAGUUGAUCUCUCGAAUGGCUAAAAUGGGCCAGCCUAUGUUGCCCAUCCUUCCACCACAGUUGGAUUCCACCGAUUCAGAAAUAGAAGAUGCGAUGGGUCCUCGGGGCACUGUGCAGCCCUUGACAGCUCCAUCCUUUCAGCCCUCUCUUCAGCCUGUUCAGCCAGUCUUACCACAGAUGACCUCACAAGCACCUCCACCACCUGUUGCUGGGCUCCAAGCACCCUCUGCUGCCUUAAUGCCCAUUACAUCUCUCGACUCCCAUCCUGCCGUGUCUGGGAAUACCCCGUCCUUUCAGCCCUAUGCAGGUGUGCAGUCCUAUGCUUAUCCACACGCCAGCCCCGUCACCUCACAGCUGCAGCCUGUGCGGCCCUUAUACCCAGCUCCACUCUCCCAGUCUCCCCAUUACCAAGGAUCAAGUGACAUGGCUUCAUUUCUCAUGACUGAAGCCCGACAGCAUAACACUGAAAUUCGAAUGGCCGUCAGCAAAAUGGCUGAUAAAGUGGAUCAUCUCAUGACUAAGGUUGAUGAGAUACAGAAACAUGGUGCUGGCAAUUCUCUGCUCAUUCCUAGCAUGUCAGUUACCAUGGAAACAAGCAUGAUUAUGAACAACAUUCAGCGAAUCAUUCAGGAAAAUGAAAGAUUGAAGCAAGAAGUCCUUGAAAAGAGUAAUCGAAUAGAAGAACAGAAUGACAAGAUUAGUGAACUAAUUGAACGAAAUCAGAGGUAUGUUGAGCAGAGUAACUUGAUGAUGGAGAAGAGGAAUAGGUCCCUUCUAACAGCCACUGAAAACACACAGGCAAGAAUAUUGCAUGCUGAGCAAGAGAAGGCGAAGGUGACGGAAGAGUUAGCAGCAGCCACUGCACAGGUCUCUCACCUGCAGCUAAAAGUAACAGCGCACCAAAAGAAAGAGACUGAGCUGCAGGUGCAGCUGAGCGACAGUGCGAAGGAGACACACCUCCUGAGAGCCCAGCUGGCCAAAUUACAAGCAGAUCACUCAGAGCUCCAAGAAGCCUCUGAGCAAGCACAGUCCAUAGUCAAAAGUGAAAAGCAAAGCCGGAAACAACUGGAACUCAAGGUGACAGCCCUGGAAGAGUUGCUGACUGACCUUCGAACUGAGAAGGAGUCUCUGGAAAAGAACCUAUCAGAAAGGAAGAAAAAGUCUGCCCAGGAGCGCUCUCAGGCCGAGGAGGAGAUGGAUGAAAUCCGCAAAGCACACCAAGAGGAACUGGACAAACUUCGGCAGCUCUUGAAAAAGGCUCGGGUGUCCACAGAUCAAACAAAUGCAGAGCAGCUGUCUCUAGUACAGUCUGAGCUCCAGACCCAGUGGGAAGCUAAAUGUGAACAACUGUUGGCAUCUGCCAAGGAUGAACACCUGCAGCAGUACCGAGAAGUGUGUGCACAGCGAGACGCCAGCCAGCAGGAGCUGCUCCAGUUGGAGAAAAAGUGUUUAGCCCUCCAGUCUCAGGUCACAGUCCUGACAGAGCAACAUAAACAGCACCUGCGGGCCCUGGAGAAGAGCAAGUCCCAGAUGUCUGGGGUUGAAGCUACUGCCCCUGAUCCCUCCGAGGCGGUCAAGAAGAUUAUGAACCAGGUAUUCCAGUCAUUGCGAGGCAAAUUUGAGCUGGACGAGUCAUACGAGGGCAGGAUCAUUCUGGGGACCAUCAUGAAUACAAUCAAGAUGGUGACUCUUGAGCUGUUGAACCAACAUAAGCAAGAAAAGGAGGAGAAUAUCCAGGAAGAAGAGGAGGAGGAAGAAGAAAAGCAGCCUGAGAGUCCCUCUCUGGAGCAGUCUGUCUCAGCCAGUUCUGGGGGUCCAUCUCCAGAGCUCCAGAGUCAGGAGAGGCAGGAAACUCCUGGGAUACAGCCAGAGGCAGAAGUCAUGCCAUUCCAUCCCCCAGCUCUUUCCACACCUCAGGAUGAUGUUCAGAAGAAAGGAGAGCCCCUGGAAGCAGAGACUCACUCAGAUAGAAAAGAUGACUGCCUCUCCCCCCAACUCACUUCAGUCCCGGGGCCCCCAACUUCUAUCCCCCCAAAGCCUCCAGGCCCUGUUGUUGUGGACUCAGUGUGUGAGGAGAUCCUUGCUGCCAGCCUUAUGGUCACCAAGCCUGAUGACCCACUGGGACCCCCCUGUGAUGAAACACAGGAUGCUCCCUUGAGACUGCCCCUGACCUCAGACCCUCAGGAAGACCCUUUGGCCACGAGGGCUGUAAGUCCAGGCGCACCUCAGCCUCCAGAGCUGAAGGAAGAAGAGGCUGCCACAAUCCCCACCACUUCUGCCAUGGAGCCAGUGAGCACAGAGGCAGGAGCAGCUACUAUCAGCACUGCCCUUGGGCCAGACCAUUGUCCUCUCCAUGCCAGUUUGUCUGGGGAUGAAGAUGAUGAACUAUUUAAAGGAGCAACUCUCAAAGUUUCACGUUCCGAAGCACAAAUUGAGGAUGAGGAUGAAGAUGAGGUGAGCAUGAAGGGACGCCCGCCCCCUGCCCCCCUUUUUGGAGAUGAUGACGAUGAUGAUGAUAUUGACUGGCUGGGAUGAAGACCUGGGAAACCAGUGGGAAGGUUUCUUUGCCAGCCCUUCCCUGAGCAUGGCCGAGGCCAAUCCCAGGGUGCAGUGAAGUGCUCGUUCUGAGGACAGCAGCUGAGGUACCCAGGAAGCCUGCUUCUGAGCCUGCCACAGCCCAGAGCCUGAGCCUGGCUGCUGACGGGACCUGCCGAGUCCCAUGCAGAGGGAGAGCUGGAAGAUUCCAGCAGGUCCCUCCCCUACACGAGUUUUACCCUCUGCCAAGCUUUUUACUCUUCACCGAGACCCACCCAGGGAACACAAGAGUCUUCUCCCUCUGUUCCAGCCACAGAAUCCAUCACCUGGAAUGAGCCCAGGACAGAUGACUCCAUUCAAACCCCUACCAGCCUCAGCUGCAGUCUGGGACAUGUAUCUGUUCUCUGCCUUAAACCUGAUUCAAAAGGUCGAUGAAUAUUUGAAAUGAACAAUACUGAAAUAAAUGCGUGCACUUACACUUGA